Molecule: messenger RNA, 1579 nt
Organism: Labeo rohita (rohu)
Lineage: Eukaryota; Metazoa; Chordata; Actinopteri; Cypriniformes; Cyprinidae
Product: ecto-ADP-ribosyltransferase 5-like
Exons: 4
Coding region: 503-1387 (294 amino acids)
Molecular function (GO): NAD+-protein-arginine ADP-ribosyltransferase activity; NAD+ poly-ADP-ribosyltransferase activity
Source: RefSeq, a predicted model, not a curated record
GGGACUGAAUUUUCAGAUCUUCUCCUCUCAUCAUUGCUCCUGAGAUCCUGAAGAAUAACAAAAUCAAAACACAAAAUAUGACAGGGGUAAAGUCAUUGGUGAACACAGUUUAAUUGUCAGACACAUUUUUGCUGGGGUGAUAGGUGUGAUAUUUGUGAAAUGCUGCUGUGUUUCUGGUUGUUUUUCAGCAUCUGCUCUUCACUAGAUCUACUAGAUCAUCUGAGGGAUUUGACUAAAUCAAGAUGCUGCUGAUCAUUGUAACUUUUCUUCUCAUUGUAGCUGCUCUAGGACAGAGUUUGUCCGGUGUGAAACCACAAAUGGAAAAUAUCUUGACUUGACAUGAAUCGUCUGGCUGUGAGUGACUGACUUUUUUGAUCUUCUCUCUUGUCGUUGCAUCUGAACUCCUGAAAAAUGUAAAGAAAAAACAGAAUCUGACAAAAAGAGACAACAAUAUUCUCUGUUUUUCUACUAGAUAAUCUGAGGAACUUGAGCCUGAAUCGAGAUGCGGCUGAUCAUUGAAGCUCUUCUCAUUUUAGCUGCUCUAGAACAGGAUCACAGAGCUGCUGUUGAAUUUCCAUUGGAUAUGGCACUGAACUCUGUUGAUGACCAAUAUGAGGGUUGUAGAGAGAACAUGACAAACAAGGUGGAGACAGAUUAUCUACAGGAUGAACUCAAUAAGUCGUCUGUUUUUAAAGAGGCUUGGCAAGAAGGUGAAAAUAAAUCCAAAUCACCAGAAGUUAACUUGACAAGGAAUCAUUCAAUCGCCAUUUACGUGUACACUAACAGCGCUUAUGAUGUAUAUGGCAAAUUCAAUGAAGAUGUCCGUAGUAGUAAACAAGACUACGCAAACAAGUCAUUCAAAUGGUAUUCACUUCACUUUUUGUUAACAGAUGCUAUAAAGAUUCUGAAACUAAAACAAAAAGCAUGCUUUAAUGUAACAUAUCGAGGUACAAAUGUUACAUUUGUUAAAAAUGUUCUGAACAACGAGAUUCGUUUCGGCCAAUUUACAUCUUCUUCCCUUAAUCGUAAUGUAACAAAAGAUUUUGGAAAUACAUCUUGUUUUGAAAUCUACACUUGUGAAGGUGUCUACAUAGCAAAUUAUUCAAAGUAUCCUGAACAGGAAGAGGUGCUGAUUCCUCCAUAUGAGACAUUUAAAGUCACUGCUGUCAAAAACAGAACAGAUCAGCCUGAUCUCUGGUGUGACACUGUGUAUAUGGUGAAAAGCUCUGGAAAAAAAAGUUACCUGAACUGUGGAUUUUGUGACAGUAGAAGCCGUGAUGCUUUCUGUAAUGGUAUGAACUGUGCUUUGUGUAACAGUGGAAACUGUGUUGCUUUCCUUAAUAUUUUACUCAUUUUAACCUUAUUUUGCAAAGUGUUUACCUGCUAACUUAACUGGAUGAUUCUGCAUGUUUCUUGUUGUUUCUCAACCUUGAAUUGCCUGUCAUGCAAAGCAGAUAUUCAGGGGACAGUUUCAUACCAUUUCUCAGAGACUGAAGAAAAGAACUUGAAAAUUAAUUUAAUCUUUCCCAAUUUGUGUGAAUACCCUUGUUUUUUAAACAAACACAUUUUUGUGAAAGUU